Bursaphelenchus okinawaensis is the source of this 2865-nucleotide messenger RNA. The record is from the annotation of a GenBank genome assembly. NCBI's taxonomy places the organism in Eukaryota, Metazoa, Nematoda, Chromadorea, Rhabditida, Aphelenchoididae.
AUGAUGGACUUCAAAACAGUUAUUGUUUUAUUGACUUUAGUUGGCGCUGGAUAUGCGAGUCGAACUUAUAAUCAAGGCUUCAAUCCUUGUAAGAUCAAUAAGUUCUUGUGUGGUAUGGGAAUCUGUGAGCCUUCGGAGGAUUUCAAGUAAUUUUUAAUUAAUGUAAUUUUGAUUAAGCAAGCUCACUUUACUUAUGCAUAAAGUAUUGUACUACAUCUCCACUAAGCAGAUAAAAAAAGUUCUGUCGCUUUUUAUUAUAAAAACCAAUAUAAGUUAGCGACAAAACUUUUUACUUUUCUAUGAUGAUACCAUUAGUAACAUUUAUAUCUAAAAACAUAUAACUUAUAUUGUGCCACCACAGGAAACUAAAAAACCGUAUAACCAUUGCAACUUGAACUUUUAGAAACUUCACAUGCCACUGUCAACAUGGCUUUACCGGUCGAUUGUGCGAAAUAAAGAAAGCUCCAUCUUGCUCCCAACGUCAAGUGCCAUGCCAAAACAAUGGUAAAUGCCAUGAUACCCUAAACGGUAUUGCAUGCGAAUGUCCGAAAGGAACGUACGGCAGACGAUGCGAGAUUCUUGAUGAAAGAGCGUUACCAAACUGGGGAAUUCUGAAGCUAGAAGACCCUAUUAGCGAUAUAACUAACGUGUCGGAAGAGUACAAACUGAUUGGCACAGUAACAGUAAAUAAACUUGUCACAUUGAAAGCUUUAAAAGUGCAUCUUGGAGAAUUGAUUAAUGAGAUUCAGGAGCACACUGAGGUGCAGUUAAAAGUGGCAACGUUGCCUGAUGGCACUGAACUGUUCUACGAUGUUACUCACGGCACAAAUAGAACAAAAGGUAACAGUUUGUGGUUUUAAUCAAUAUUUUUUUUUAUUUUUACUAAAAUUAUUGUGAUUUGGUGUCAAACUAUAUAUUGUAAUUGACUUUAGAUGACGUUACUACUGAAUGGGAAGCCAUGUUGGUAGCUACAGUGAAUGGAAACGACUACAGUUUGACCCUGAACGAUGUAAUUGCUAUGAUGAUUGAUCCUGUCUUCCCAAGUCACUUUGAGCCCCAAGAGUUGAAAGCAGUACUGAAGCCUAAAGAAGGUUAUGUUAGCUAUAUCAUAAUUGCCUUAUUUUGUGGAGCUGUUUUGCCUGCCUUGUUUGGUGGAUUACUGUAUGCAAGUCAAGGCGCAAUAUAUAAAUAUGGCACUAUCAAGAGAAAGAACAACAUGGAGAAUGUCCAGGUUAGUCUUGAAGUUUUAUUAAUAUUUUGUACCUGAUUUUCAAAAGUUUUAAAAAUCAAUACUUUUUAAAUUGAAAUAUAUUUACUGAUUUUUUAAAAAAAUCUAAUUGUUUACUUUUUUUGAUUCGACAUUUUUCAGGUUGCAUUGGAAAGUGGAACAGUAAAAAUCGCAACAAAUGAAAAACGAGUAUUUGAGUCAUAUGUACAUCAGUUGUGCAACAACUUCACGCUGGACCCAAGUGCCAACGAGUUUUUAAAAGGCUACUCUACUCUUCAUAAUGAAAAUGCUAUUCACGCGUUAUGCCACUUCUCAAACUAUUCAGAAGAAUCUUGCAUUAAGGCCAUCAACUGUUUGAUUCAACUUGGCAUUGACGUUAACCAUGUCAACAAAAUGGGUAAGUGUUAAUCAUUUUUGGGGAAAUUUAGUUGCAAUGUAAAAAAACUUGUUAACAAUUUUAACUUUCAAAACAUUUUGUAUGCCCUUUUAAACCUUAAACAAUUUUAGGUAAAACUCCACUUGACUUGGCCGCAGCAUGCCAUCGCAAUAAAAUUGCCAUAAGCUGUCUACUGCCACAAGGAGCUAAAGUCACGGCACAUCAGGCUAAAAAAGGCUUCACCGUUCUUCAUGAAUGUAUCGAGGCCAACAACACAACCUUGGCCAAUCACAUCCUUACCCGAGUGGAUGCAUUAGCCUUGUUCCACAUUGCCACACCAGCCCCUUAUCCCCAAAGUGCAAUGACUUUGGCUGCCUGCUGGGGCAUGUCAGAUCUGGUGGAGAGCUUGAUGAGAUUGGCUCACAAGAACGGGUUUAAUGUUGGUGGAAUUGCCAACAGAGAAAUGGAGAGAGCUGGUUGGACUGCUCUUCACUGGGCUGCUGCUGGAGGAAAUGUCGAUUGUGUGAAGAGGAUUCUGGACACGGCGAAAAGCAUAAAAAUUCUUAAGAAAAACGUGUUGUUGCCAGCGAGAUGCGAUUAUAUGGUAAGGAUUUGAACGUCUUCUAUGAUAGUUUCUUAUAACAUUACUUGUACAAAAUUUCGAUCUUAAAAGCUAACUUUUAAAUAUACUAUAUUGGAACUAGGUCAUGGUUUUCACGCGGUUUUGUGUUAAAUGUUGAAAUGUAAGUAAAUUUUUAAUUUUAGCAUCAAAUUGCGCUACAGACAGAAGUAGAGAACAAAUUUCUGAAUGUAGCCGCGGUACUGCUGGAGUACGGAUCUGAUCCGAAUCACACCGACUACCUUCGUCGAAGCAGCUACACGAUAGCGGCGGACAUCGAUGUAAAAACACCAGGAUUCAAGGCUAAAUUCGACGAAAUUUGCAAAAAGACGAAGGCUCCGGAAGAAAAAGCAGUCAAGACUAGAAAGAGAAUGGCUGCAAAGGUAAACAUUUACAGUGGUUUAGAAAGAAACUUACAGUAGUUUAAAGUUAGUACUUAUAUGCAGUUUGCUACAGUCCAUUGUGAUAAAUAAUGUUUAGUAACAGAAUGUUGGAAAAUUUAAUAAUUAGAUAACGUCGACUAACGAACCACGAAAGAUGACAGACGCUCUUUUGAUUCAUGUUAUCAUUCCGACAACUCAGUCGACUACAGCAAUCGCUGCUCUACAGAAGUGGCCCAACAAUGGUGUCAGACUCCUAUGA